AUCACGUGGGACGUGAUGACAAAUCGGAUCGCGGCAUCUCUCCACCGCGCUCAUCAUCCGCCGCUGCGACCUGCCACCGCCUGCUUGGUGCUGGAUUCAAUGCCCGGCCUAAGCACAGCGCGCCACGUUGGCUUGGACGAAACAGCACGUUGCCACGGCAUAUGCUUGGCGGCAUAUGGACAGAGAGCUCACCUCGUUGCCGCGGUGGCAGCAGCCUGCUCGCUCGAGCAAGGAAUUAUCGCUCGCGGCAUGGCUUCCUGAAGCACGACCACGACGCGUGCAUAUGAGCAGCAUGGAGGCCAUUCAUGGCGUCGUGAAGCCGUAGAUGUGGUGUUCCAUCCGCCUUGCUGCUCUCCCAAUCGACUCGCUACUUCCUCCCUCACCCUUUGCCCUCAUCAUCUCGCCAUCGCGCCUCAUGCCGUGCCACCACAUGAAGCACCCCGCGCCCGCCGACCCACCGCGCACGGCGGGCGCUUCCAGUGGGAAGCGAGCGAGAAGCGCAGCUUCAGGGGGCUGUCUCCAUAGCGGACUCGCCGCCGCCGCCACAGUCGACUGCGCCCCUCCUUGCCGCGCUGCAGCGGCGACUAUCGCGAUGCCCGACGAGUCCGCCGUGCCUCACGCCGCAUCGCGCGCUCACAUCGCGACCAACCGCCGUUGCAUGAUGCCUGCCGUCCUGCCUCCUCCGACCUCUUGCCCUACGCCGCGAUUCACGGCAGCAGGCUGCACGCCGGUGGAGGGUGGCGCGGGGCGCACGGGCAGCGCCCGUGGAGGCAGACGCGGCGGCGACGACGCUGCGAGCGCCACCCUGCCAGCGGACUGUUCGCAGCAACGGCGGCGGUCGUUGGGCGAGGUGGGCGACGACCUGCUGCUCAAAAUCAUCCUCUGCUCGCACCCCACCGCCUGGGACCUCUGCCGCCUCGCGUGCGUCGCGCGCGCCUGGAAGGCGCUGUGCUACUCCGCGCCCUUCUGGCAGCGGCUGCGCGUGGGACCGGGCAGCAUCCGACCAGGUGUGGAGCAGGUGGCGCGGUGCACGUGGACGACCCGCUGUGCCACGCGCACCUGCUGCACCCCAUCAUCGUCGCCGCACAGCACUCCCUCCGCCGCCUCGUCCUUCACUGCGACCCGCCCACGCCCCCCACCCCCGCUGUGCUGCUGCCGGAGAUGGCAGUGCCGCACCUCAGGGGGGCAGGCAGGGGGCGCGGCAGGGAGGAGGCGGUGGAGAGGGCGGUGGAGGGGGCGGUGGAGGGGGCGGUGGAGGGUGCGUAUGCAGUGGGCGCGGACGACCUCAGAGAGGCCUCCGUCUGCAGCCUACUCUGGGUACUCAGGUGGGCGGCAUACUCCCGGUGCUCAGGUGGGCGGCAUACUCCCGGUGCUCAGGUGGGCGGCACACUCCCGGUGCUCAGGUGGGCGGCAUACUCCCGGUGCUCAGGUGGGCGGCAUACUCCCGGUACUCAGGUGGGCGGCAUACUCCCGGUACUCAGGUGGGCGGCAUACUCCCGGUACUCAGGUGGGCGGCAUACUCCCGGUGCUCAGGUGGGCGGCAUACUCCCGGUGCUCAGGUGGGCGGCAUACUCCCGGUGCUCAGGUGGGCGGCAUACUCCCGGUACUCAGGUGGGCGGCAUACUCCCGGUGCUCAGGUGGGCGGCAUACUCCCGGUGCUCAGCUCAUGGCGCUCUCCUCAUCCCCGUGUGUGUGCGUGUGCCUGUGUGCAGUGUGUACUGCAAGAACGUGCACACCAUUGAGCUGCUCGCCCGCACCUCCUCCCACCGCCCCAACGUCCUCUCUGCUGCUGCCCCCACGACUCCCCACCACGCGCCCCCGCCAGUGCCCCUGGUGCCGCCGCCCUUGGCGUUCAUUGAGCUGCGCUGCCUCUGGUACCUCACCGCCAGCUUCCGCGCCGUGCGCUCGUUCGCGUGCGUGUGCCCCGGCGCGCUGUCGCGCCCGUCCAUCUUCCUCAUGGUCAUCGCGUGGCGCCGCACCCUCGCGUCCCUCGCGCUGCACAUGGGGCGCCUGGCGCUGCUGGACCUGCUGCCGCUUGCCCAGUGCGCCCACCUCACCACCCUGCACCUCGUGGGCGGCUGCCUGCAUGGGGUGGGCGCAGCCGUGCUGGGGAGGGCGGCGGAUGGCAAGGGGGGGAUGAGGGAGACUUGGGAGGGAGUGACGGGUGUGGAGAGAAGAGAGGCAGGGGGGUUGAGGGACGGAUGGAGUGCAGCAGAGAGGGCUGCGGUGCAUGAGGAAGCAGCAAGGGGGGGAGCAGCGGCGUGUGCAGCACCACCGUCCGCAGCCGGACCGCCUGAGGCAGGUUUCACGCUUUCUAGGCCAUCCCCCCUCCACCGCUCGACCGCCCCGGGCGCAGGCGGCCAUUGCCAGUAUCCGGCGGUGCUCCAUCCCAGUGUGCGCAUGCUCACCGUGGAGUGCACAGCACACGAGGUGUGCGACAUUGCGGCGCUGGCCGCCAUGCUGCCGGCGCUGCAGCGCCUCGUGGUGAAGAACGGCGGCCAUGGCACAGCAAGGCCACCUGGCGCCAUACACCACUGCGCUCACUGUGGCGUGACUUGGGGCUUGGGCAGCAGUGCAGGGCGGCAGGGAGGGCGAGCGUACGUGGAGGAAAUGAUGGCGGUGAGGGCACAGCUGAGGGCGAGGGGGGUCACAAUGGACAUGCAAGUGUGAGAGGUGGCAGGUGGGAUGAAGCGUGCGCGCAUGACCUUUGUGCUUCAUCCACCACCUGCUGCAAGGCAUGGCGCCUCAUGUACAGGCUACACAGCAACUAGAUGGGCAGUUAGUGAACCCUCGGAGGACCUAAUGCCAUGGUCGAUUUAGCAACAGAAGAAAGAUUUUGAACACUCACGCCA
Molecule: messenger RNA, 2852 nt
Organism: Closterium sp. NIES-67
Lineage: Eukaryota; Viridiplantae; Streptophyta; Zygnematophyceae; Desmidiales; Closteriaceae
Source: the annotation of a GenBank genome assembly